Molecule: messenger RNA, 1571 nt
Organism: Haliotis rubra (blacklip abalone)
Lineage: Eukaryota; Metazoa; Mollusca; Gastropoda; Lepetellida; Haliotidae
Exons: 8
Coding region: 76-1509 (477 amino acids)
Source: RefSeq, a predicted model, not a curated record
AGUCGCAUCACGUCUACAUGUCUGUCUUCCUUUCCUCCUGUUUUUCUAUGGGUUUCUUCGUUUAGCAUUGUUGACAUGUAUCAGAGAAACUCUUCAGGUCCGCGAUUCCCUAAAAGGGAGUCCAGAGCUCACACUUCAACACGGGAUCAAUUCUACAACUGGAUCUCUUCUCACAGAAGUUUGUCAGACCCGAAUUGCCAGGAGAAUCCUCGAUACUCAAACCUUGUUAGAGCCUACACUACCCUGGGUGCAUCAGACACUGAAAAUGGCUUCUCCAACGCUGGUAAAUCUCAGAAGGGAGUCUCACCUUUGAACCGCGCUCCAGAUGGAGCUUUAGCCAAAGUUAUUUCACACAAGGAAGAGCCCAUCUGGUCUCCUGCCCCUGCCAGAGAUGCUGUUGCCAAGACAACAGUUAAUGAUGUCAAGAGAAACAUCCAGCCUUCUACAUCUGGAAAUAAGACUGAGCUGAGGAUCGAACAAGCUGCAAGAAUUGCUCUUCCUUCCUCCCCCUCGGAUGAAGACAUCUUUGGUAAGACGAGAGUUAUCACCCCUGAGCAGGUGUCUGGUAAGACGAGAGUUAUCACCCCUGAGCAAGUAUCUACUAAGGCAAGAGUUAUCACCCCUGAGCAAGUAUCUACUAAGACAAGAGUUAUCUCCCCUGAGCAAGUAUCUACUAAGACAAGAGUUAUCACCCCUGAGCAAGUAUCUGCUAAGACAAGAGUUAUCACCCCUGAGCAAGUAUCUGUGAAGAAACAGCCCUCUAACACAGCAGCCACCAUGGUAAAACCAAGCUGUUCACAGCCAAGUGGAGAAUCUGCCUCGUCAGACUAUGAGGCCCGUCGUCAAAUGGCAAUAAAAAUGAUUUUGGAGCUGAGAAGUCAAGAGAUGCCAGACUCUGGGGACGAAUCCUGGUCUGACUGUGACAGUAGCAGCUGGGAGACCGAUACAGACUCCUGCUCGGCAACAUCAAUCACCGACACCGUGAACGCCCCUACAUACCCGGAUGAAGACUCACGUCUCACUGCAAUCCUGAGGGCAAGACUUGCUGCUGGACAUAUCCUCCAGGCCCGCAAAUCCAUGAACUCUGUCUCUCUGGAUGAGAAGCUCCACGCCAUCAGAUACAAGCCACAGCCUCGAGCCUUCGCCCCGUGGUUUGAUGAAGACAUGAUUGACUACGACACCAACAUCAUUGGCCUCCUCCGGCCCCCUGCACAACCAACAGCCCCCUAUGUAGGGGACGUCAUCGCUACCCUUGUCCCACCCAUGUCAAAACUGAGUCUCAAACACGCCCUGAAUGCCGGCUCUCAUGGUGGCGGAGACGAUGAGCUCGUGACCCAAGCCAAGGGCAGAAAGAGGCAGCAUGACGAUGUCCAAGAUGUGAAAGGCAUUAAGAGGUCAAGGACGAACACGUCUGGAACAAAUGAGCCUAUCAGGGCAGUGACCUGUGGCAAGAGAAAGGCUGUGGAAUUUGCCGAUACCCUUCAUGCCGCUAAGCGGAUGAGGAACUAGACUGUCAUCAUAGAUUACAUUGUGAUUAUGUAUGUAUGUGGUUAUGUGUGUGUGCAAGAAUG